GAAGCUGCCGAUAAAUCGACUGCUUAGCGAAGCAGCGGCCGCGUGCUUGCUCCCUCCUCCUCCUUCCUCUUUCUCCGCUUCCCCUCCUCGAUUUUCCACCCUUUCUUUCCUUCGUGAUCUGCCGCAGUCUGCUGAUUGGAGCUUCCCCGAAUCGCCUCCGGCCCAAAGGUUCGAUCUCUCGAUCCCUCCACUCCGCUUCCUCGCCUUCCUCGUCCGCAUCGUCGAUUCCCAGCUUCUGAUUUAUAAUCAAUCGAGCAAGUAGAGUUCUAAGACGACAAUUCUGUCCUGAAUUCAGUGAAAUUAGUUGAUUGUAGAAAGAAGAAAAGAAUAAAAAAUCCUGGCUCUGUGAACGGAAUUGUUCAUGGAUAUCCCUGAAUCUCAUGUAAUAGAGUGCGAGCUCUCCGAUUUCGAUAAUGGUUGUGUGCCAUCUUACAAGUCUUCUGCUACUUCUGGUGUCAAAGCGGGUGUAUCUACAGCUGGUAGUGUGCACGAGCUUCUUGAAUGCCCAGUGUGUACAAAUUCCAUGUACCCUCCCAUACAUCAGUGCCCCAAUGGCCAUACUCUAUGUUCAAGCUGCAAAGCGAGAGUGCACAAUCAUUGCCCUACUUGUCGGCAAGAGUUGGGGAACAUCAGAUGCCUGGCCCUUGAGAAAGUUGCCGAGUCAUUGGAGUUACCAUGCCGAUACCAAAGCCCCGGCUGCCCAGAGAUACAUCCAUAUUAUAACAAACUGAAACAUGAACAGCAAUGCAGGUUCAGACCUUACAAUUGUCCCUAUGCCGGUUCAGAAUGCCUGGUCACUGGUGACAUUGUAAUGCUCGUCACCCACUUGAAAAAUGAUCAUAAGGUGGAUAUGCACAACGGAUGCACAUUUAAUCAUCGUUACGUCAAAUCUAACCCCCACGAAGUGGAAAAUGCGACAUGGAUGCUCACUGUUUUCAGUUGCUAUGGCCAUUAUUUCUGCCUUCACUUUGAGGCAUUCCUUCUCGGAAUGACUCCUGUGUACAUGGCAUUCUUAAGGUUUCUCGGCGAAGACAGUGAGGCAAGGCAGUUCAGCUACAGCUUGGAAGUUGGCGGCAAUGACCGAAAACUUACAUGGCAGGGAGUACCAAGGAGCAUCAGGGAUAGUCACAGGAAAGUGCGUGACAGCUAUGAUGGGCUGAUCAUCCAUCGGAACAUGGCUCUCUUCUUCACCGGUGGUAGCCGGCAAGAGCUGAAGCUACGAGUGACUGGCCGUAUUUGGAAAGAACAAUAAAAGGCCUUGGAUAGUUAUCACUCAUCUAAAACUGUAGAGUGAAGGCUAAUCUUUUCAACUUUGCCAAUUUAGGAUCAUCUGUUUUCGAAUGUACUUGGAAGUUUAUGAACAAUUCUUGUCACUCUGUAUGAUAAACUUUUAGGACUGUUGAUUCAAAGCAAUGAAACAUGUGCAGUUGAAUUUCUUCA
Messenger RNA from Zingiber officinale, 1440 nucleotides. RefSeq names its product E3 ubiquitin-protein ligase SINAT3-like. Gene Ontology annotation, molecular function: ubiquitin protein ligase activity; zinc ion binding; protein binding. The coding region runs from base 362 to 1252 and encodes 296 amino acids. Gene Ontology annotation, biological process: multicellular organism development; ubiquitin-dependent protein catabolic process. The record is from RefSeq and is a predicted model, not a curated record. Gene Ontology annotation, cellular component: cytoplasm. NCBI's taxonomy places the organism in Eukaryota, Viridiplantae, Streptophyta, Magnoliopsida, Zingiberales, Zingiberaceae. The transcript has 4 exons.